Cygnus atratus (black swan) is the source of this 1698-nucleotide messenger RNA. RefSeq names its product synaptotagmin 6 (gene SYT6). The record is from RefSeq and is a predicted model, not a curated record. Bases 70 to 1698 code for a protein of 542 amino acids. Gene Ontology annotation, cellular component: membrane. NCBI's taxonomy places the organism in Eukaryota, Metazoa, Chordata, Aves, Anseriformes, Anatidae. Gene Ontology annotation, biological process: cellular response to calcium ion; regulation of dopamine secretion; regulation of calcium ion-dependent exocytosis. The transcript has 8 exons. Gene Ontology annotation, molecular function: calcium ion binding; calcium-dependent phospholipid binding; syntaxin binding.
AGUCAGGAGCACGGCAGGGCUGCAGCGAGCUGAGAUUUCUGGAGUCUGACCCAAGGCUCGCUGGUCUGAAUGCUGAGGAGGUUUGACUUUCUUAGACAGCCAGGGGGGACAGCAGAGGAUGCAGUCUGGGAGAUGAGUGGCACCAGGGAUGACAGCCGCUGUCAGAAGGCAGUUCACAUUGUCAGCGGGCUAUGCCGGAAGAAAAGCCUGCCUAGCUUGGACCUGGAUGUUUGCAGGGAAUUCCUCCUUCUGCCUUCAGACCAGAGCCUGAGUAUCUCCGAGCCAGAGCUCUCCGUCAGCCUCCUCGCGGUGAUAGUUGUUGUGUGUGGACUGGCCCUGGUGGCAGUUUUUCUGUUUCUCUUUUGGAAGCUGUGCUGGGUUCCCUGGAGGAAUAAGGCCAUUUCCUCUAACCUGGCCGUCUUGCAGAGUGAGGCAGCCUGUAAUAAGGAGAACAUGGCAGACAAGCUGAAGGACACGGGUACCAUAAGUUUCCUGGAGGCAGCUGUGAAGAUCAGCCACACUUCACCAGACAUCCCUGCGGAGGUCCAGAUGUCCAUGAAGGACCACAUCAUGCGGCGUACACGGAUCCAGAGGCAAACAACUGAGCCUGCAUCUUCUACCAGGCACAUCUCCUUCAAAAGGCACCUUCCUCGGCAAAUGCACGUAUCCAGCAUGGACUACGGCAUGGACCCACCUGCUGUUGCUGAGCAGCCAACCAGCAUAGGCCGCAUUAAGCCUGAACUCUAUAAGCAAAAAUCUGUUGACUCUGAGGACCCCAAAAAAGAGACAGCAAAAACCUGUGGAAAAAUUAACUUCACACUCAAGUAUGACUAUGAGAACGAGACACUGACUGUCCGAAUUCUCAGGGCUUUUGAUUUGCCAGCCAAAGAUUUCUGUGGCAGCUCAGAUCCCUAUGUGAAGAUCUACCUCCUGCCUGACAGAAAGCGCAAGUUCCAGACACGUGUCCACAGGAAGACUUUGAACCCCACCUUCGAUGAGUCCUUCCACUUCCCUGUGCCCCAUGAGGAGCUGGCAAGCAGGAAGCUCCACCUGAGUGUCUUUGACUUUGACAGGUUCUCCAGACACGACAUGAUAGGAGAAGUUAUCUUGGAGAACCUGUUUGAGGCCUCAGACCUCUCCCGGGAGACUUCCAUCUGGAAGGACAUUCAGUAUGCAACAACGGAAAGCGUGGACCUGGGAGAGAUCAUGUUUUCCCUUUGUUAUUUGCCAACUGCAGGUCGCCUCACCUUAACAGUCAUUAAAUGCAGGAAUCUCAAAGCUAUGGAUAUCACUGGAUACUCAGAUCCAUAUGUCAAAGUGUCUUUGCUCUGUGAUGGGCGAAGACUGAAAAAGAAGAAAACCACCAUAAAGAAAAACACACUUAAUCCCACUUACAAUGAAGCAAUAAUCUUUGACAUUCCCCCAGAGAAUAUGGAUCAAGUCAGUCUACUUAUCUCCGUCAUGGAUUAUGAUAGAGUGGGUCAUAAUGAGAUCAUUGGGGUUUGCCGUGUGGGAGUCAAUGCUGAAGGACUUGGCAGAGACCACUGGAACGAGAUGCUGGCAUACCCACGCAAGCCCAUUGCACACUGGCAUCCAUUAGUGGAGGUAAAGAAGUCUUUCAAAGAGUGGCAAGGCCGAGCAGCAAGCUUUGACAGCCAGGGGUCUUGUCCCUCUCCUAAACCACCACCCACACCCUGA